Molecule: messenger RNA, 845 nt
Organism: Linum tenue
Lineage: Eukaryota; Viridiplantae; Streptophyta; Magnoliopsida; Malpighiales; Linaceae
Source: the annotation of a GenBank genome assembly
AAUCUUCUAUCAUAAUGGCGAGGAAGCUUUGCUCUGCAGCCAUGAAAUUAGCUGCAAAGGAAGUGAUUCAGUAUGUGGAGCGAGUCCUCUUCUGGAUCGAAAGGAUAGCUUUCUUCACCCUGACUUGUUUCUUGCUCAUCCGCCUCUCCGAUUCCAACAAAUCCCUCCAGCCAGAAUUCUUCCAUGGACUCGUAUUCAUGAUCGCCAUCAUCGUCUUCUUCCAAGGCUGGUUCUUUGUUCGUUACCUCCACAAAACGAGACCGGAAACGAUCGGAGUGAGGAAGGCAUACAAUCUGAUGAAUUCCGUCCUCCCUGCCACUCCACUAUACGACGCUCUCCAAUUCUACGAGUCAUUGUGUGUAAUUGUUCACCUACAGACGAUUGUGUUCUUAAGCACCAUCCCGCCAUCGUUCACGUGGGAACCGGACCUCGUCCUCGCUCUCGCCUCCUUUGCAGGUCUCUACAUUGCUACGUUCGUCACGCGGUUCUGUACCUUGCACUCCACUUAUUACGACGACGAGAACCGCUGCGGCGACGACUGGACUGCAGUACUUAAGGCCAGGCAACAUUGCGACAAUGACAUUGAUCGGAAUAAGGCGGGAGGAGGAGAUGGAGGCAGAGCACCGUCUUCAGGGGAAGUUGUCAGGGGAAAAACAGAGGAGGAGGAGGGAUUGCUUGGGGACAGGGUGUUGAUUGCUUGGCAAGAAGAAGUAUCGCUCAUUCAAGCAGAGCUUUCGGAAGCUACGGCGGUGGUUGAGCAUUUGCGACGCCGCAAUGUCCCAUCUCCGUCUUGAUUAAUCAUGUGAUCAUAGCCGGCCGGUGCAAAUUUCUCAUUCUUAUAGAUA